CAUCAAAGCCCUCUUUAUAAGUUAACUAGAAAAAAAUGUAUUCCAGUUCAGGUUCAGCCAAGUUAGUUUGUAAAUAAAAUAAACUUUUAGAUAGUCAAAAUAAAAACAUAGUGGAUGAAAUAAUUAAAUUAUAUAACAACGAUAACUACUAAAAGUGAAAUUCGUGACUCUUGCAUGGUCUUACCUAGACUUUGUUUAUUACUGACGUACUAGGUUAGCCAGAUGUCUGUUUUUAGGAACUAGUUAUAUAAUGUGUAUGCAGAAUCUUAAUUCUUUUUCUUCAGUUCAAUAAAUUAAUUAAAAUGUCUAUAAUUACAAGAUAUUCAUUUAGAAGAGCUCUUUAUUCACUUAGGUUUACACAACGCAACAGUGAGAUACCAAGAUUUCUCAUUCAUUAUGUUUGGUUCAGGCACAUCCGAUGCUACAGCGAGAUACCAGACCGAGAGAAGCCGGUGAAGUUCACAACGAGUGAAGCGGCAAGCUGGCGUGCAGAGUUUUCACGUCAUGGCAAUAUCUACGAUGACACCCCGGACGCACAACCGUUCAUUGUCUCCAUAAGCACAGGCAUAUUUCUGUACUACUUCCUGGUUUGGCGUGAAGAGAGUGAUAUAGAUGAGAAUUUCAACAUCGGCAGAAACAUCUACGACAGAGUUGAGGACCUGGAGGAAGUUCAGUUGAAAUUAUAUCGACAGGAAAGCCUCAACAAAGGAAAGGAUGUGAGGGAUAUCGAUGUCAGGUUGCAUGAGCUGGAAAGGAUCAGGCUGGAGAAAAAAGGAGAAGUGGGCAGUAUAUAACUGUGUAUCCUACACAAUAGUAUUUGUAGAUUAGGCUAUUUAUUAUAUGUUUUCUCCAAUACUUUAGUGUUUUGUUGUGGAUUAAGUAUUCAGUUAGCAUUUUUUAAAUUUCAUCAAAAGCAUUAAAACUAUUAACAUACGAAAAUAUGUUAACCCUCCAGCUUGCUUUCAUAAACUGCUACACUGUAGGGCAACUUUAAAAAAAAUAAUGUGUGUAAUCAUUUAUUAUGAAAGUCAAUAAUGUAUUGUAAUUUUAUUAAAAAACAUAUACCAUGUCCACAAGAGAAAUAGAAAUUUGAUUUAUUUGUACUAAUCUGUAUGGAUGGUGUUGAGGAGGUAAAAAAUUAAUUUCAUAAUAACUAAUUUUUAUUCUUUCCUACCGAUUAUGAAAAAAACGUUAAAUUAAAAUUCAAAAGAUAUCAUUUUUAUUUGAAAAAAAAUGUUUAAACUUUUUAUUGACAUACACAUAUAAGGAAACUCAAUGUGUUCAAGGCAACAAAGACUACUGGGGCACUGACCAAGCCAUUGUUUCAUCUUGUCACCAAUUUAUGUUUUACUUCAAGAGGGUAGCUACUAACUCCUCAAAAGACUCUUAGGAUUUGUCAUAUUGGGUUCGGCAAUGCCAAUGCCACGUUACAUAUUACUUUUCUUUAGCUAUCUUGGUUUGCAGAACUCUUUUUACAUAUACAAAGACAAUAAUCAAAACAUGCCAAUAAAAGACCAUUAUCCAGACAAUUCCAUUUGGUGAGAGUUUGUUCUUCUUUCUUGUUCUCAUGUUUAGCAGAAACAUUUAAUAGGUGUCAUUAUGCAAGUCUCUGUUAUGGACUCCUUUCUGUAAGCACUAUCUUGGGAGCACCCCUCCACUGACUACAUCUUGUGUCUGUAGCUUUCUUUCUGCAGUGCAUCUGCUUUUAUCUCCCACCUUUACAAGAACACAGUGUGUCUAAUAGAUAUGAACAGUUGUUACUGCUUUCUGAAGGUUCUUGAAUAUAUUUUCAUUAGAUGGUUUUAAUUGGAGGUCAAUCAGAAAUCUAUUCCCUAAAUAAAAUCCAGAUGUCAAGGUCCAUGCCAAUUUACUUUGCACUUGGUUUUAAUGUUGUCCUAAUCCUGAUGGACCUGUAUGACUGUGUCCAAACCUUAUUAUAUAUUUCAUUUUAAACUACAGUAACUAUAUAAAUUAAAUACAAAAUGAUAAUUAGAAAAGAUUUUUACUUGAAAAAAAAAACCAAAGCCAUAACUCCUUUAAUAUAGUAUUGUACUCCUGUACGAUUUUAAAUUAUAUAGAUGUGAAUAUAUUGUAAAUUUAUUGUAGUUUUCUGUAAAAAAAUAACAUUUUUUAAUGAUUUAAAUUAUAUAUAGUGUAUUGUUGAUUUAAUAAAAAGAAAUAAUCUA
Homalodisca vitripennis (glassy-winged sharpshooter) is the source of this 2186-nucleotide messenger RNA. RefSeq lists its product as uncharacterized. Lineage: Eukaryota; Metazoa; Arthropoda; Insecta; Hemiptera; Cicadellidae. The record is from RefSeq and is a predicted model, not a curated record. The transcript has 2 exons. Bases 303 to 794 code for a protein of 163 amino acids.